Bipolaris zeicola 26-R-13 is the source of this 456-nucleotide messenger RNA. RefSeq lists its product as uncharacterized. The record is from RefSeq and is a predicted model, not a curated record. The transcript has 2 exons. Lineage: Eukaryota; Fungi; Ascomycota; Dothideomycetes; Pleosporales; Pleosporaceae. Bases 1 to 456 code for a protein of 151 amino acids.
AUGGAUCCUGAAGUACCCGCUAGCACGGAUAUUAAUGAACUCACACUCUUCAGAGAGGCAGUAUCCAACAAGCCUCUGGAAACCCGUCUCGCGCUCAUCCGCGCUGCUCUGGCCGCAGGGUUCUCUCCCAACGAACUAGACCGCCGCCCCCGUGCUGAAGGUCGCGCACUAGACUGGGCGAUCUGCGAUGGUCGUUCUGUCAAUUACGCUGUGCUCAAGCAAAAUCUUCCUGUUGUUGAACUACUGCUCGAAGCCGGCGCCGACCCAAGGCUUCCUUCGAGGGGUGGCUCCUCGCCGAUUGAUUCUUUAGAGGCCUGGUUCAAGCAGUAUGAGAUUCAUGGGGAGACGUGGGCAGAGGAGGAUUUGGAGCUGAAGCCGUUCUUUGAAAAGGCAUUGGAAGCCAUGAAGAGGACGAGAGAUGAGCUCAAUGGUGUGAAUAGCGAAAGAUGCUGCUGA